AUGGCGUCGGGCCAGCGAGCCUUCGCCCAGAAGCUGUCAAAACACCAUGCAGCGGAUGUGCGGAGGACCGUCAGCUCGGUCACUACGGGGAAGGAGCCGCCGCGAUCCACCAGCGUAUCUACUCUCUCGGCUGUCAGUCUGAAUGACACACUACAGGAGAAUGUGGAGCCGUCUGACUAUGAGGAUUUCCUGGACCAGCACCAGUUGGAGGCAGACCGCGACCCACACAGCAAGAUUCUUUACUUCCCCAGCGACGACAUAGAGGUCUCGCUCAUCCCUCGCCAGACCCGCACCAUCCACCCCAUUGUGCCGGAGGAAGGUGAUGGCUAUGAUGCUCACGUUGCUGACUGUGUGCGCUGCUACACGAGGGACUGGCUCCACAUCAGCCGCCAGUACAUCCACCACUCCACCUCUGUGCCGGCCCACAACCAGCUGGUGGCACAACACCUCGCUGAGCUCCAGGCCUCCCAUCCACCUGAGUUUGAAGUGGACCUGGAAGAUGACAGAGGGCACAGUGGUGGUGAUAGGCACGACCCAGGGGGCAGCCGCCACUCCUCACACCUCUCUGACACCCCUCGGGGAAGCUGGGCAAGCUCAGUGUUUGACUUGAGGAACUCUGUGGCUGACCCACUGCUGCCAUCCCUGCUCACCCGAAUACCCCUUGACACAGUAGACACCAACAACCAGCAGGCACGGCAGGAGAACAGGCAGGACUCCCUCUUCGUGCUGUACCCACCCCAAGAUGAGGAGGACAUGAUAGAGCGGCGGUCCUACCCAGAAGUCCCGCUGCCUCACCAGGCCCACCGCAUACAGGUGAAGUGCAUCAAUCUACGUCUGGAGCUGGAGAUUGAGCCCAUCUUUGCCACCAGCCUCUACAACCUGAGGGACAAGAAGAAGGUCUCAGAGAAUUUCUGUUUCGACAUGAACCCGGAGCCGCUGAAGAGAAUGCUGACCUCACACAUUCCCUAUCAGGACAUCUCUACCCUGAGCCGUACCUGCAUCUUCGACAUCACUUAUCCCUCCAGUGACCUGUUCCUGGUGGUGCGCUUGGAGAAGGUGCUGCAGGGGGACAUCAGUGACGUGGUGGGGCCCUACAUGAAGGAUGAUGCCAAUCGUGAGAAGCUCAAGUCAGCAGCUGUCGCGUGCUGUGAACGUCUGGGGAAGAUCCGAAUGCCUCUUGCCUGGACUGCCAUCAACCUCAUGAACAUCUUUAAUGGCGUGCACAGUGACAGGGAAAAUGCACCUGAGCGUGAACCUUCUGGCUCUAAUAGUCUAGAUCGCAAGCAGAGUUCAUCCAGCUAUGAUGAACUGAAGAGGAAGAGUGGGUCUGGCUCUCUCACGCGGCGUGGCUCCCUGGAACGGCGCAGCUUUAGUGAGAAGCGGCGCAGCUGGUCACCGGAGGAGUUUGGGGCAUGUUUGGACUCCUUCCGCCCUGUUACUCUCACUGUCUCCUCCUUCUUCAAGCAGGAAGGGGACAAGCUGAGGGAUGAAGACCUGUACAAAUUCCUGGCAGAUCUGAAACGUCCCUCUAACCAGCUGAAGAAGAAGUGCCUGCCAGGCCUCCUCAAGCUGGACAUCUCCCCCGUCCGUGACCAACCCAAGUACUGCCUCACCUCAGAACUCGUCAAGCUGCAUCCCUACCCAGAUGACACUGAGGAGCAGGAGGACAAGGACUAUGAAAAGUGCCGGCCAAUUAAGGAGAUUGUGGAGUUCCCUCCCCGAGACAUCCUGGUGCCCCAUUACUUCUACAGAAACUUGCUCUACAUAUCCCCUAAGGAUCUCAACUUCAACAACAGACCAGGAUCAGCACGUAACAUUGCUGUCAAGAUCCAGUUCAUGGCUGGGGAGGAGGAACAUGCAGCCCUUCCUGUAAUUUUUGGCAAGUCAUCCUGCCCUGAGUUCACAUCUGAGGCAUACACUGCUGUCACCUACCACAACAAGUCCCCUGAUUUCUAUGAUGAAUUCAAGGUGAAGCUUCCAGCAGUGCUUGGAGACCAGCAUCACAUCCUGUUCACUUUCUACCACAUAUCCUGCCAGAAGAAGAAUGAAGAGAAGACCAUUGAGACGCCUGUGGGAUACACUUGGCUCCCAGUGUACCGGGAUGGCAGCCUGCAGACUGGGGAACACAGCCUGCCAGUCAUGAUGGAGCGGCCGCCCAGCAAUUACCCGUACAUAACCGCCAACAUCCAGCUGCCCGGCACCAAGUGGGUCGACAACCACAAGGGUCUCUUUACUGUCUGCAUGGAGGCCAUUUCAUCAGUUCAUGCCCAGGACAAACAAAUUGACUGCUUCUUCAACUUAUGCAAAAUGGUGGAGGAGGGAAACAUCCCAGCACGCAUUGGAGAAGCCAACAUGGAGGGGGAGCUGAAGAAGGCGAUGGCCGACCUGUUGAACUGCAAUGCUGAACCACUAGUGCGUUUCCUGCCAGUGCUUCUUGACCGCCUAAUCUCCCUACUAGUGUGGCCGCCAACCCUUGCCGGCCAGCUCGUCAACAUUGCCCAGGCGUGCUUUGAGACAAUUGGCACCAUUGUCAACCGUGUGUCGGGUCUGUUGGAAGACAAGAAUGACCAGCAUGGACGAAACAGCAUCCUCUUGUCCUAUGUGGCUUUCCAGUCCACUCUGCCUCAUCCUGAUGACAGCCCUCCCACUCCUGUUGGUCCACAGCAUCCCCACCACCCACCUCCACCAAGCUCGGUCCCCACCCACCGCAAGUACUCCAGGAGCAGCAGCAAUCCUGACCUGGGGCUUGAUGUAGAUGCAGAGAUUGGUGGCAUCUUUGCACGUGGCUUGGACAGGACCAACUCAAUGAGGACAGAUAAUGAUGAAGAGCAGUUGAUAAUGAGAGGCAGCAACUAUGAGAACCUCAUUACUCUGCAACGCUCUAGUGGGAGGAAGCUGACACAUGAAGAGGUAGCACUGCAGUGGGUGGUGUCCAAUGGCAAAGGAAGGGACAUGGCUCUUGCUAACUCUUGGUUCUUCUUUGAGCUGAUGAUCAAGUCCAUGAUAGAACACUUGGCCAGGACAGGGAGUUUGGACUCUCACCGUAAGAUGAGGUUCUCUCAUCAGUUCUGUGAUGAUAUUCAGAAUCUCACGUCCUCCAUUACUAAUGAUAUCAUUGCCCACAACACCAAGGAUGUUAAGGACACUCGGUUUGUGCAGAACAUCAAUAGCAGCCUAGCAUUCUUCCUGAUGGACCUCCUCUCUGUGAUGGACCGUGGCUUUGUCUUCAUGCUCAUACACAAUUACUGCAAGCAGAUGAAUGGCAAGAUUGUGCUCCUACCUGAUGCUGCACCACUCAUCAACCUCAAGCUGGACUUUGUGCGCAUUGUCUGCUGCCAUGAGCAUUUUGUGGCACUCAACCUACCCUUCUGUACUCCCCUGUCAGCCAUCUCUGCCCCCUCAUCCCCUUGCCCCUCAAUUGGCUCCACCACCAGCCAGUCAUCAUUCAUCUCUACAGUAUUUGGUGGGGACCGCAGUGCCUUCAUGGUGCUCUCUAGUUCCUUCCGCAGGCAGCACUUCUUGGUUGGGCUGGUGCUCUCAGACCUCUCCACUGCCCUCGAGAUCAACAACCCCACCAUUCAUGGCCGUGCCGUCAACACCAUCCGUAACCUGCUGGGCAGCCACGACACUGACGAACGUUAUGCAGAUCCAGAAAUCAAGGCACGGGUGGUGGCACUCUACCUUCCUCUCAUCAGCAUUGUGGUGGAUGCUCUCCCUCAGCUCCACACCUUCAUCACCUCCAAGUUUCGAAACCCAUUGUCAUCAGUGGUGGAUGACAGUGAGGGUGGUCCAACCCACAUCCACCAGAAUGUUGCCCUGGCCAUUGCUGGGUCGUCCAUGUUUGCCAACAAGGAGAGUGACUAUGAUGUGAUACAUGGGACAACUGAAGAGGAGAUGGAGAAUCAGCAACAGCCCCGCAAGUGUCCUCUGAGCUCUGAAACAACCCGCAAUCUGCUCAUUUGCCUGCUGUGGGUCCUGCGUAAUGCCGAUGAGACCAGCCUGCGCCACACACUGUCCGAGCUGCCACACAACCGCCUCCACCAGUUGCUGGAUGUGUUCUACAUUGCUGUGUCGUGCUUUGAGUACAAGGGGAAGAAAGUAUCUCAGCGAGGCGGUGGCGGUGGUAGCAUGCGCAACAAGGAAGUGAUGAAAAGCCGGCUGGAGGAAGCCAUCAUGGGCCAGAAUUCAGCCCGCUCUGAGAUGAUGCUUCGACGGCGAGGUAACACCCUUCCCAGCUCCCCCCAUGUUGUUGGCCACUCACAGUUCUACAUCCAGGGUGCAGCAGAACGCAACCCCCCAUCCCCAUCAGGUGGCGGAGAGAAGCUGCGGUGGCGCAAGGAAUCAUUCCCGUGGCGUCACCACCCCCAGGACACAGACCGCUCUCCACAGCACGAGCUGGAGCAGGAGUCCCAGGUGGAGGACCACUUGGCAGCCGAAUCUAACAUGGUCAUCCUAGAUACCCUUGAAAACAUUGUCCAGGUGCUUACCACAGCUGACCACCUGCAAGGGUUGUUGUCUGUAGUCUUCAGAGUGCUGCUUCAUGCUCUGGCCUCUAACCAGUCCACCACCACACUCACCAACAUGUUCAACACCCAACGUGCACUAGUAGCCAAGUUCCCAAGUCUGCUGUUUGAUGAAGAGACAGAGCAGUGUGCUGACCUGUGCCUGCAGCUGCUGAAACAUUGCUCUUCCUGCAUUUGUACAGUGAGGUCUCAUGCAGCAGCUUCCCUCUAUCUUCUCAUGCGGCACAACUUUGAAAUAGGAAAUAAUUUUGCAAGAGUGAAGAUGCAAGUGACAAUGUCUCUCAGCUCCCUGGUGGGAACCUCCCAGACCUUCAAUGAAGCGUACCUUCGCCGUUCCCUCAAGACCAUCCUCACCUAUGCAGAGGAAGACACAGACCUUCAGGACACUUCCUUCCCUGAACAGGUGCGGGAUCUGGUCUUCAACUUGCACAUGAUCCUGUCCGACACAGUGAAGAUGAAGGAAUACCAGGAGGAUCCAGAGAUGUUGCUGGACCUCAUGUACAGGAUAGCACGAGGCUACCAGAACUCCCCAGACUUACGCCUCACCUGGUUAGCAAACAUGGCUCAGAAACACAGUGAGAGGGCACAGCAUGCAGAGGCUGCUAUGUGUCUGGUGCACAGUGCAGCUCUUGUGUCUGAGUACCUGUAUAUGCUGGAGGAUUGUCCACACCUACCCAUUGGAGCUGUCACUUUCAGCAAGCUCUCCCCAAAUGUGUUAGAGGAAAGUGCUGUUUCAGAUGAUGUGCUGAGUCCUGAUGAAGAAGGAAUAUGUACUGGGAAAUACUUCACAGAGAAUGGCCUGGUGGGACUCCUGGAGCAGGCUAGCUCUUCCUUACAACAAGCUGGUAUGUACGAAUGUCUUAAUGAAGUGUACAAGAUCCUAACGCCCAUUGCUGAGAAGAACAGAGACUGGAAGAAGCUUAUUAACAUUCACUCCAAGCUGCAAGAUGCCUUCAGUAAGAUUGAUGCUCUAGAGGGACGCAGAAUAUUUGGUACUUACUUCCGUGUAGGCUUCUAUGGCUCCAAGUUUGGUGACCUGGAUGGCGAGGAAUUCAUCUACAAGGAACCCAUGCUGACUAAGCUCCCAGAAAUCUCCCACAGAUUGGAGGGCUUUUAUUCUGAUCGCUUUGGUGCUGAGAAUGUGGUGAUCAUCAAGGACAGCAACACUGUGGACAAUACCAAGCUCAGUGCUGACAAGGCCUGCAUUCAGAUCACCUAUGUGGAGCCUUACUUUGAUGAAUAUGAGUACAAGGACCGUGUUACCUCCUUUGAGAAGAACUACAACAUAAAGAGGUUUAUCUUCUCAACACCCUUCACGCCUGAUGGCCGGGCUCACGGGGAGCUGAAUGAGCAGUACAAGCGCAAGACUGUCCUCACCACCAUGCACAUGUUUCCUUAUGUCAAAACUCGCAUCCAGGUGGCAGACAGGAUGUCGUGGGUGCUGACUCCCAUAGAAGUGGCGAUUGAAGAUAUCCAGAAAAGAACCAGAGAGUUGUCCUCUGCUAUCAACCAAGACCCACCAGAUCACAAAAUACUUCAAAUGGUUCUUCAGGGCUGCAUUGGCACAACGGUCAAUCAGGGCCCGAUGGAGGUGGCUCACAUCUUCCUUUCAGACCUAGUGGAGAGCCGCAAGCCUCCAUCCCGACUACAAAACAAGCUCAGAUUAUGCUUCAAAGACUUCUCUAAAAAGUGCUAUGAUGCCCUACGGAAGAACAAGACUCUGAUUGGCCAGGAUAUGCGGGAAUAUCAUCGAGAACUUGAGCGGAACUAUAAUAGGUUUACAGAAGGCCUGGCACCUAUGAUCACCAUAAACCAUCUAACUCGGCCUUCCAGCACUGUGUCUUCGUGCUCCACACUGCGUGUGCCAACAGGAGUGACGUCUUGGCGUCACUCUACUGGGAGCACAAGCUCGGGGGAGACCCUGGUGUCGGGAGGCUCAGCCGACUCUGACACAGGGCCCGCCUCAGGAACGGAGUGCUAGAGGGCCACAGGUUUUAGUGCUGCUGUAGUCAGGUUAUUCACACAGUUGCAGUGAUUAACAGACAGGACUGCCAAACCGCUCCUCUGGUGUGUGUUUGUCCACGACCAUUUCGUCCAGCCUCUCACCCAACAGUCCACUUUCUGAGGAACUUGAAGCAUCGAUCCACAACGCUCCAUGAAAAUUAAUUCAAUCAUGAUGCCGUCAUCCUUGCCAGUCCCCGUUAGACAAAUAUAUGCCUACUUAUAAGUAUCAUAAAAUUUCCACACCACUGAAGGAUUGGCUCAUUAUACACUAGAAAAAUACAUGUAUCCAUAGUAUCCUAAAGAAGAACAUGGAUCUAACCACUCCAUUGAAUCCUAAAAGUUUUGAUUCCUGCAUUGAAGGGUUGGAAGAAAACUUCCAACUUAUAUUUUCCUUUCUCUCCCACAAUACAGAUACUUUUUAGAUUUACAAGUGCCAUGUAAUUGAUAUAUAUAUAUAUAUAUAUAUAUAUAUAUAUAUAUAUAUAUAUAUAUAUAUA
This is a messenger RNA of Portunus trituberculatus (swimming crab), 7024 nucleotides long. It is a transcript of the gene Zir, whose product is annotated as dedicator of cytokinesis protein 7-like. The record is from RefSeq and is a predicted model, not a curated record. Lineage: Eukaryota; Metazoa; Arthropoda; Malacostraca; Decapoda; Portunidae. Gene Ontology annotation, biological process: positive regulation of GTPase activity; small GTPase-mediated signal transduction. Gene Ontology annotation, molecular function: guanyl-nucleotide exchange factor activity.